Colletotrichum chrysophilum is the source of this 1884-nucleotide messenger RNA. RefSeq lists its product as uncharacterized. The record is from RefSeq and is a predicted model, not a curated record. Gene Ontology annotation, biological process: transmembrane transport; basic amino acid transport. Bases 1 to 1884 code for a protein of 627 amino acids. NCBI's taxonomy places the organism in Eukaryota, Fungi, Ascomycota, Sordariomycetes, Glomerellales, Glomerellaceae. The transcript is spliced from 3 exons. Gene Ontology annotation, cellular component: fungal-type vacuole membrane. Gene Ontology annotation, molecular function: basic amino acid transmembrane transporter activity.
AUGGCUCCCAAAAAGGGGACCUCGCCGUCCUCGGACGAGAGAACGCCCCUCCUCCCCUCCAUCGAACACCAACCAGCAACGCCCCUCCCCAUCGGCUCGGAAACCAACGCCAUCCCACCAAACGAGUUCGACCUCCUCCUCUCCAAGUCCCUCCCGACCACCGGCCCCUUCCUCGAGCCCGAGUCCACCGUGAAUCCGCUCCUGCGUGGGCCCCGCCGCUACUCCAAAACCUCCAACCGCCGCCCGUCCCUCGCCAGCCGCUCCGACCGCUCCGACUCCGGCCUUGAGACCGCCGUCACCGUCGCCGACGACGAUGCCUCCGACGCCGCCAGCAUCAGCAGCGUCGAGUCCACGCCUUACCUCAACGGCAUCUCCCGCUCGCGCUUCUGGUUCAUCUUCGCCGAGAUCCUGCUCACCUACUUCAUCGCUUGCUUCGACGGCACCAUCAUGGCCAGCAGCCACCCCGUCAUCACCUCCUACUUCCACGCCUCCAACAGCGCGUCCUGGCUCUCCACCGCCUUCCUGCUCACCAGCUCCGCCUUUCAGCCCCUGCUCGGCCGCCUGUCCGACAGCAUCGGCCGCAAGCCGCCCUACGUCGCCACCAUGGCCAUCUUCUGCGUCGCCACCGUCUGGUGCGCCCUCGCCCAGAGCAUGACCAGCUUCAUCCUCGCCAGGGCGGCCUGCGGCCUCGGCGCCGGCGGCAUGAUGACCCUGGGAAGCAUCAUCGUCAGCGAUCUGGUGCCCAUCGAAAACCGCGGCGCCUACCAAUCCUACAUCAACAUGAUCUACGGCGUCGGCUCCGCCCUCGGCGCGGCCCUCGGCGGCGCCAUGGCAGACCACCUCGGCUGGCGCUGGGAAUUCGGCAUCCAGGUCCCGCCCCUGAUCAUCUGCUGCAUCAUCGCCGUCAUCGCCGUGCCCGGCGACCUCGGCCUCCCGCGCGGCGCCAAGCGCGAGACCCUCGUCGAGGCCCUGCGCGCCUUCGACUUCAAGGGCUCCGCCCUCCUCACCACUGCAAUCACCUUCUUCGUCCUCGGCCUCAACCUCGGCGGCAACGUCCUGCCGUGGUCCCACCCCGUCGUCGUCGCCUCGCUCGUCAUUUUUGGGGUGUCCUUCCCCGUGUUCUUGUACGUCCAGUCGUACGCCGGACGGCCCAUCAUGCCGCUGUACCUCGUCCGCCACGCCCCGAGGGCGAACCUCAUCUUCUCAAAUUUCUUCGCGGCCCUGCUGAGUAACGCCAUCCUGUUCAACAUCCCCCUCUUCUUCCAAGCCGUCCUCCUAACAACAGCAACCUCCUCCGGCCUCCGCCUCGUCCUCCCCUCCGUCGUCUCCUCCAUCGUCGGCACCGCCACCGGCUUCCUCAUCACCUACACCCGCCGCCUCAAAUGGCCCCCGCUCUCCGGCGCCUCCGCCCUCUUCGUCGGCUGCCUCGCCCUCUCCCUCAUGCGCCGCGGCUGGCCCUCCUGGCUCUACCUCCUCUGCCUCGUCCCCUCCGCCGUCGGCCAGGGCUUCCAGUUCCCGGGCACCUUCAUGGCCGUCCUCGCCGCCUCCGACCAGCGCGAGCAGGCCGUCGUCACCAGCACCCUCAUCCUCUGGCGCUCCCUCGGCAUGGUCCUCGGCGUCGCCAGCAGCAGCCUCGUCGUGCAGAACGCGCUCGUCGGCUACCUCGACGAGUUCGUCACCGGCCCCGACAAGGACGAGGUCAUCCGCAAGGUGCGCCAGAGCGUCGAGGAGGUCGUGAAGCUGCCCGAGGUGUACCGCGAGCAGGUCGUCAUGAGCUACGAGGCGGCGCUGCGGCUGACGUUCGUCUGCUGUACGGCGAUUGCGUUUGUGUCGGUGCUGACGCUGGUGCCGAUCAAGCUGCCCAGGCUUGGUUCGCGUAAAUAA